Molecule: messenger RNA, 1006 nt
Organism: Scophthalmus maximus (turbot)
Lineage: Eukaryota; Metazoa; Chordata; Actinopteri; Pleuronectiformes; Scophthalmidae
Gene: ascl1a
Product: achaete-scute family bHLH transcription factor 1a
Exons: 2
Coding region: 134-751 (205 amino acids)
Biological process (GO): regulation of transcription by RNA polymerase II; developmental process
Molecular function (GO): RNA polymerase II transcription regulatory region sequence-specific DNA binding; DNA-binding transcription factor activity, RNA polymerase II-specific; protein dimerization activity
Source: RefSeq, a predicted model, not a curated record
CCCCACCACCACCAUCACCCUGACUCAAAACAAGGACACGUGAACGGCACGAGCGGGACACGCCUGCCUUGAGACUUUGGCGAAGUUUUGCGUGAUACUUUUUCUGUUGUUGUUGCAAACUUUCUGUGCCAAGAUGGACAUUUGCGUCGCCCAGCAGCAGCUCCUGCCGACCGCCUGCUUCUUCUCCGCCGCCGCGGCGCAGAGCCUCCAGCUGAGCCCCUGCAGCAGCAGCAGCAGCAGCGGCAGCGGCGGCGGCGGCGGCAGCGAGGGCAGCGGGAAGUCGGCGUCCAAGCAGCCCAAGAGGCAGCGCUCCUCCUCGCCGGAGCUGCUGCGCUGCAAGCGGCGGCUGAACUUCGCCGGCUUCGGCUACAGCCUGCCGCCGCAGCAGCCGCACGCGGUGGCGCGGCGCAACGAGCGCGAGCGCAACCGCGUGAAGCUGGUCAACAACGGCUUCGCGACGCUGCGCGAGCACGUGCCCAACGGCGCCGCCAACAAGAAGAUGAGCAAGGUGGAGACGCUGCGCUCCGCGGUGGAGUACAUCCGCGCGCUGCAGCAGCUGCUCGACGAGCACGACGCGGUGAGCGCGGCGUUCCAGUCCGGCGUGCUGUCGCCCGCCAUGUCGCAGGGGUACGCCGCCGACAUGAACUCCAUGGCGGGCUCCCCGGUGUCCUCCUACUCGUCCGACGAGGGCUCGUACGACCCCCUGAGUCCGGAAGAGCAAGAACUGCUCGACUUCGCCAACUGGUUCUGAGCAAUGAGCAUCUCUAUGAGAAAUAUGGAUGAACUCUGAUGUGGUGCGCUUGGGAUGGUCCCGGUCCCGGUCCCGGAGGAGGAGGAGGAGGAGGAGGCUGCUGGGCGUCCUCGAGAACAAGAUGCACUGUACAAACGCGUUUCGGUCCUCGCGUCCUUAACGCCCCACCUGUCCUCUCAAAGACUGACGGACAGACGAGGCCUGGAAGUCCUGGCAAACUUUGGGGGAGAGGAAGAAAAAAAAAAUCAGAUCAGA